GGCCCGCCCCUCCGGGCACGGGCUUCCUCGGGGCGGCCCCGCGAACGGGAGAGCCGGGGAGGGGGCACGGCCGUACCUGUAGGCCGCGAGUUCGCCGGACGGGCAGGAGAGGGGCCGGGGCUCGGCGCUGGGUGCCCGGCGCUGGGAACGGAGCCCGGAGCUGAGUUACAAUCAUAGGAGGGUGGGACGGGACACGUGAGGAUCGAGUCCCACUGGAAACAUGAAGAAAUUAAAGCUCAAAGAACUGGAAAGCUGCCUGCAGCAGGUUGAUACCUUUGAAAGUCCAAAAGUGCUCCUUGAGCAGUACCCGACGAGACCCCACAUCGCAGCAUGUAUGCUGUACACAAUUCACAAUACUUUUGAUGAUAUUGAAAACAAAACAGUUGCAGACUUAGGAUGUGGCUGUGGCAUGCUGAGCAUUGGAAGUGCAAUGUUGGGAGCAGGGUUGUGUGUGGGGUUUGACAUAGAUGCAGAAGCAUUGGAAAUAUUCAACAGCAACCUGGAAGACUUUGAGCUCACAAAUGUCGAUGUGGUUCAGUGUGAUGUCUCCUCUUUACCAGACAGCAUGUCAGAGACUUUUGACACGGUUAUCAUGAACCCUCCUUUUGGUACCAAACAUAAUAAAGGGAUGGAUAUGAUCUUUCUGAAAACCGCUUUACAAAUGGCAAAAACAGCUGUCUAUUCCCUUCACAAGACUUCAACACGGCAGCAUGUUCAAAAGAAAGCAGAUGAAUGGGAAGUGAAGAUGGAAGUCAUAGCAGAACUUAGAUAUGACCUACCAGCAUCAUACAAGUUCCAUAAGAAGAAAUCAGUAAGUAUAAAACCUAAGAUAACUGAAAAGAAGGUGGGUUGUAUUAGGGCAACUGAAUUCCACUGCAAGAACCUAAGUUCUAGGGUCAUAUCUACUGGAUGAUUCAUAGCAUUUGAGAAGAGUUUCUUAUGACAGAAUUAAGUUCCAUUGCCAUUAAUACUAAGCAGUUGAACAGAGGGGCCAGUAAUGAGCAGUUUUCAGUUCUGAAUUUAUUGGUAGCUACUAUGUAAUAUCACUUUGAGGUUAUGAAGUCAGGAACCUUUUACAUUUGAAUGAGAUACCAGAGAAUUUGACUGCAUUGACAGUAUAAACAAAACUAUACAUACAAAAGAGUUUUCCAGAGUGGCAUCUUAAGAAUAAGCAUGCUGCUUUAACAACAAAAAGUUGUAACCCAAUGAAAUGAAGGUCUCUUCUCAUUACAGGUUGACAUUGAAGUGGAUUUCAUUAGAUUUUCUACCAGAAACUCCUGAACUGAAGCAUGUCUUUAAAACCUAUUUAAAAUGAACUAAUAAAAACAAUGGUAUUUUUACUUUA
Messenger RNA from Coturnix japonica (Japanese quail), 1345 nucleotides. It is a transcript of the gene METTL5, whose product is annotated as methyltransferase 5, N6-adenosine. The record is from RefSeq and is a predicted model, not a curated record. Gene Ontology annotation, molecular function: rRNA (adenine-N6-)-methyltransferase activity; nucleic acid binding. Gene Ontology annotation, biological process: rRNA methylation. Lineage: Eukaryota; Metazoa; Chordata; Aves; Galliformes; Phasianidae.